AUGUACGGUAAAAAGAUCACCGGACAGAAUCCACGCAAGCACCGCCGCAACAACGCCGCAACCAUCCAGUGGUGCACCCGUAAAUUUAUCCAACCGCAGGGGGCAUUCUCAUCCUCCACAGGCCUCGCUUUCCGUACUGUUCUUUUCCUCGCCGUUCGGCCCGUCGCUCUCGCAGAACACAACUCUCAUUUUCUCUCUUCUUUGGAAGCGUUUUUCUUCACUCUCUACUCUGCUGCUGUGCUGGGGCUGGCGCUAGGGUUUCGGAUUCCGAUUCGUUUUACCGAUGCUUCGGAGCCAAGGUUAGCAAUGUACGGCAACUCUCUGCCCUUGAACUUGCCCGUCGACUUCCCCGCCGACGCCGAGAAGCGCUCCGCUCCGUCCUCGCCGGCUGACCAUCACUCUCCGUACGAGCCCCAGGCUCUCGAUGAAAUCGGCGACGUCUACGUCGACGGCGUGCCGGACGUGCCACUGCAGCGCGGCGAGUGUUCGAACCAGCUCACUCUCUCUUUCCGCGGCCAGGUCUUCGUGUUCGACGACGUUGCUACGGAGAAGGUUCAGGCAGUGCUACUGCUUUUGGGGGCAUCUGAACUUGCUUCUACAAUUCAAGGCACGGAACUUACCUACCAGAAUCAGAGGGAAUUGAUGGAUUAUCCCUUAAGAUGUAGUCAGCCUCAGAGAGCUGCCUCUCUAAGUAGGUUCCGGCAGAAGAGAAAAGAGCGAUGUUUUGAUAAGAAAAUUAGAUAUAAUGUUCGCCAAGAAGUCGCACUCAGGAUGCAGCGUAAGAAUGGCCAGUUUGCUUCUUCCAAGAAGUCUGAGCGGUCCACAAGUUGCAAUGCUGCUGAGGACUUAAGACAAGAUUUUAGCCCGCAAGAAACUUUAUGCACACAUUGUGGCACUAGUUCAAAAUCCACCCCGAUGAUGCGCCGGGGACCAGAUGGUCCAAGGACUCUUUGUAAUGCAUGCGGGUUGUUUUGGGCAAAUAAGGGUACCAUGAGGGAUGUUUCUAAGAUAACGCACGAUAAGUCUCAGAUGCCAACCGAACAGCGUGAAGGUGUAGCUUACACUCCAGAGUACGGGGCUCCCAUCCGCACUCACUGAUCUUCCUCUUCCCCCUUUCUCUGGCGGUCACAACUCAGCUCUUAAUACAGGCAGGGGAAACAUGAUUGCCCUGGCACCAAUUUAUUGACUAGAAGGCUUCUAUAACUUUAGCUUCCGGCUUUUCUUUUCUUUGUAGUAGUUGUACAUAAUAAGUUGGGAUCAAUACUACCUCUUGAUGUUUAUGGCAUGAUGAAACUACAGGAAGUUUUGUAUGUCACAUCUGACAUGGUUAGUAAUUUAUUCAGGAUUAUUUGAUUUGGGAUUUUAAUUAGGUUGUUGAGGGGACAUGAGAUUGUAUAAAGAUGGAAAUUUGAUUCAGAA
Messenger RNA from Diospyros lotus (date-plum), 1419 nucleotides. Its product is annotated as GATA transcription factor 24-like. Lineage: Eukaryota; Viridiplantae; Streptophyta; Magnoliopsida; Ericales; Ebenaceae. Gene Ontology annotation, molecular function: protein binding; sequence-specific DNA binding; zinc ion binding. The transcript is spliced from 8 exons. Bases 1 to 1098 code for a protein of 365 amino acids. The record is from RefSeq and is a predicted model, not a curated record. Gene Ontology annotation, biological process: regulation of DNA-templated transcription.